Durotheca rogersii is the source of this 419-nucleotide messenger RNA. Its product is annotated as reactive oxygen species modulator 1. NCBI's taxonomy places the organism in Eukaryota, Fungi, Ascomycota, Sordariomycetes, Xylariales, Xylariaceae. Gene Ontology annotation, biological process: protein import into mitochondrial matrix; protein insertion into mitochondrial inner membrane. The transcript is spliced from 4 exons. Gene Ontology annotation, cellular component: TIM23 mitochondrial import inner membrane translocase complex. The record is from RefSeq and is a predicted model, not a curated record. Bases 151 to 357 code for a protein of 68 amino acids.
AGGUCCAGCUAAAUACUUGCGCUGCCUGCUUCUCCAAUCCUCGGUUUGCGAAGCUUCCAACGCUGAGAGAGCGACAGUAAUAAACUAAAAAAACGACCGCCCGAGCCCGAUUCGCGCAACAUCGAUAGUGCUUUCUACUCUAGCCUCGAUAUGCCGCCGAUGCCAGCGAACCGCGGUCCCCAGGGACCCUCUACUGUGGACAAACUCAAGAUGGGAGCCAUGAUGGGUGGCACUGUUGGCGUGAUCAUCGGCUUCAUUUUCGGGACUGUCAACAUCUUCAGAUACGGUGCCGGUACCAACGGCGUAAUGCGAACCCUAGGCCAAUACAUGCUCGGGUCCGGCGCUACGUUCGGGUGAGUGAGCCCGGGAGUACUGUGACUGCGUCUGGCGCAAGGCCUUCCUACUGAUGUCUCGCCUAC